Messenger RNA from Electrophorus electricus (electric eel), 3182 nucleotides. It is a transcript of the gene tagln3a, whose product is annotated as transgelin 3a. Gene Ontology annotation, biological process: actin filament organization. Gene Ontology annotation, molecular function: actin filament binding. Gene Ontology annotation, cellular component: actin cytoskeleton. The record is from RefSeq and is a predicted model, not a curated record. Lineage: Eukaryota; Metazoa; Chordata; Actinopteri; Gymnotiformes; Gymnotidae.
CUUUGUGCUUUUUAUUGGCGCACGCCAUGUAGCCUUUUCGCGUCCAUAUUGCAUCCCGCAGAGCCUGCGAUGCGCGCUUUCAUUACGUUUACGUAACGCUCACCAUAUCGCUCCCGUCUAACCCCACCUACGACUCGUAUCGCCUUCUCGGACGGCUCUCUCCAAGAGAGAGACAAUCUCUACUAGGCAAAGCUCACCGGAGGAUGCUGGCCUGAGUAAGCCACCCACGCCCCCACACUGAUGCUCUUCCCCCGCUCCAAGUGACUGCGUUGGGAAACAGACGGGCGGACGGCAGGCGCGCGAGAAAUAGCAGAUUUCCGAUCUCGCUGCAGAAUAGUGCUUGUAUCGAGUGGGUUACUGUUGAUUUUCGUCGACUCUGCCAUGGCCAAUCGGGGGCCCAGUUAUGGUCUGAGCCGGGAGGUGCAGGACAAGAUCGAUCAGAAGUAUGACCCGGAGCUGGAGACCCGCCUGGUCGACUGGAUCAUGUUGCAGUGUGGUGAUGACCUGGUGCGGCCCGAGCCUGGCAAGCAGAACUUCCAGAACUGGCUCGUGGAUGGGACGAUUCUCUGUCGUCUCAUUAACAGUCUGUACCCCAGUGGAAUGCAGCCUAUAAAGAAGAUUCCGGAAACCAAAAUGGCCUUUAAGCAGAUGGAGAAAAUCUCUCAAUUCCUGCAGGCUGCCGAGGCCUAUGGCGUCACCAGAGGAGACAUCUUCCAGACUGUGGACCUGUGGGAAGGAAAAGACAUGGCUGCAGUCCAGAGGACCCUCAUGGCUCUUGGGAGUGAAGCUCUCACCAAGGACGAUGGGUGUUUCCAUGGCAACAAAGAAUGGUUCCACAGGAAAUCCAAAACCCACAGGCGAGAGUUUUCCGAGGAGCAGCUUCGCCAGGGCCGCACUCUGAUCGGCAUGCAGAUGGGCAGCAAUCGUGGGGCGUCUCAGUCGGGCAUGACAGGUUAUGGCACGCCACGCCAGAUAAUGCGCUACGACUCCCCCCGCCGAAACGGUGAUGAGAGCACCCCUUAGCCAUGCCCAUAGUGCUAGGAUCCGUGCUAUGCUCCAGAGCAACACCCCCACCCCACUGUUCCUGCCCACUGAUUUGACAGAUUUUUGAAUGAUAAUUUUUCCAUAAUUGGUCACAUUAGAGCUCAGGGGAAAUGGCCAGUAGAACUUACCCUAAGGAGCAAAUCGGAGUAGAUAAUAAAGACAAAUCAGACAUGUUGUAGCUCAUGGCUUACAGAGGAGCUCUUUAGUUUAGCUGUGCGCACUGCAGUAUUUGUGGGAUUGCAUGUAUCCUGACGUGACAGUGCUGAUCUGGAACCAGUUCAUAUAUUUCAUUUAUGAUCAACAUAGGGAGCUAAUCUUGAAUCAAUUGUUGCUCCAAAGAACUUAAUAACACUUACAGAGCUAAGCGUGUAGAUACUUAUAGCAAAUACUGCACCUCACAAUAGUGAACUCCCAAUAUCACUCAUAGGUGAGGUAGCCCAUGAAACCACACAUGUUGUAUUAGACCUGGCUGGGGUUCUGGCUGCAGAGCUGGUGGGAACACUGUUUAAGAUGAGGACACAGCAAUAAUAAAAGGGAGUUCUAAGAUAGUGAUGUCAUGAGUACAUAAUAGUGAUGUCAUGAGUGGAUGACCUUAUAGUCAUAAGCUCGAAUGACCAUCUUCUGUGUGGCCUCAUUCCAGGACACAAUAUUGUGGCUACAAAUUACUUUAUAAUGUUAUUAUAAUGGUGGCAGCCAGAUAUUGUGUAUUAUGGCCUCAAUGUCAUUUCCCUGCCUCUUAUUCUUAUUAGAAGCCAUAUAUCAUCAGUGGAAUUGCAGUUUUGAGCAAUGUAUAUUUAUACUCAUGUCUGUCCAAUACAGCAUGUUCAGAUCAAUGUCUUUAUGAGCAGUUAUUAGGUUGCUGUAAAGUAUGUUGGGAAUCAGGUUUUCCUUGGAAUGGUUUUUUGUGUUGGCCAUAUUUCUGAUUGGUAGCAAAAGCAGUGCCAUCUUUAAUUUGCUCAUUUCACCAUUUGUCUGCAGGUCAUACUUUGUAGUGGAGUUUAUUUUCUCAUUUCCACUGGCAGUCAUGUUUUAUGUAGGCUGUAGACUGAGCAAGCUGACAGUCGUUAAUUAAAACCUGGUUUUGUUGUAAAAAUCCAUCCUGACCCUUUUACUGAGGUCUACAUCUGUGUGGACAGGUGUUAUGCUGCUCAGCUGUGCUGUAUCAUUGCUCCAUAUUGUCUUAAUGCAGCCUGUGCUUUACUCAAACCAUCACUCUCAAGCGUUCCAGCAUUAGGCCAUAGAGCCAUUUCAUUUCACACUGAACCUUUACAGCAUUCCAAAACAGACUGCUUUGAUGUCAUAGUAAUAAAUGAUGUCAUAACGCCAGUUUAAGGCUUCGCUGGUUAGAAAGACAAUGUCAUGGAUUUGAGCUUCAUCAAAUGCUUGAUUAUAAUUUGUAAAUGCCGUUAUGAUGUAUGUGUACAGCUCAAAUACUGGAUAUUCAUUUGCAAGAUAUUUAUUUUUAAGCACACUACAUACUGUAGAUGUGCUUAAAAUGCAUUUUUGAUUUACAUAAUUGUUGUAACUGUGUUGAUCUUAUGGUGUCAUUUCAUAUUCUAUGGACACUGUUACCUGUUACUAAUUAUUAAACAAAGCCCAACUCCAAGCUGGUGCUUCCCUGCUUGGCGCUGUACAGAAAAAUAAUGAUUUUUUUUACUUUUGCAUUUUUUUCAGGGCUCAGAAUAAUCUCAAAACAUUUUUUUAAACACAUGCCAAACCUCAUGCUUAUAUAUCCAGUCAUGUAUUUUUGAAUGUUCUAUCACCAAAACAAUAUAUGGUUUUUCAUGAUCACAAAUUGCCCUUAAAUGUAGGAAAUUUUGUUAAUUAAAUAACUGAAGAAAAAUACUUGCUCUUUUUCAUGUAGACACAGCAUGGUCUGACUGUAUUAAAAAGAGAAAGGUCAUGAAUGUUGAAUGUUGUCACAGUGGCUGAUAUCCCCUUUCUUUGCAAUACUUCCACAUUGGCAGAGUACAACAGCAACAGUCUGUGAACUGCACUAACAUUUGUAUCUUAUGUCAAGAUUUAGAACAGUAUUCGUUAUUGCUUCCGAUUACUAUCCCAGUUUGAUUCUCUUUUUUUGUCACUGACUUAUUUAAAUCUUUUGCAAAUGUCAAUAAACUGUUCACUUAGAAACUGUU